Messenger RNA from Diaporthe batatas, 801 nucleotides. RefSeq lists its product as uncharacterized. The record is from RefSeq and is a predicted model, not a curated record. Gene Ontology annotation, molecular function: oxidoreductase activity. The transcript has 2 exons. Lineage: Eukaryota; Fungi; Ascomycota; Sordariomycetes; Diaporthales; Diaporthaceae. Bases 1 to 801 code for a protein of 266 amino acids.
AUGACCAAGUCUCACAACACCAGUGUCCCAGGUUUGCCCCUGCUGGGAAAAGUCGCAAUCGUCACUGGGGCCGCUCGCGGAAUCGGCGCAGAGAUUGCGUAUAAGCUCGCUUCAGACGGUGCCUCUGUGUUUCUUGGCUACACCUCUGAUUCUAGCGCCGUCAAGGUCGCAGAUGUCAUCAAGAGAAUCCAGGCCUUGCCACAUGAGCCAAAGGCGCACGCCAUCAAGGCCAACCUUGGCCAGCUCGACGGGCCUGACAACUUCGUUGCCCAGUUGAAGAGUCUGAGCGGCGGUGAGCCCAAGGUUGACAUCCUCGUCAACAAUGCCGGUGUCACCUCAAUCACACCUUUGGCCGAGAUCACCUCGAAGCAAUACGAUGAAGUCUUCAACGUGAACGUCAGGGGGUUGCUGCUUCUGACAGUGGCUAUUCGGCCGUUCAUCCAGCCCCGCGGCCGCAUCAUCAAUCUCUCAUCCGUGGCGGCGCGCGCCACACUGUCCGCCUCCUGCAUCUACUCAGCUUCCAAGGCGGCAGUUGAGGGUUUCACGAGGGCCUGGGCUGCUGAAAUCGGCGGCAACGGCACGACUGUGAAUGCCGUGUCGCCAGGUCCUGUCCCCUCUGACAUGAUGGAAACUUCCCUGGACAAGCAGAUUCUUCAGUAUAUCAAGUCCCAGACGGCGAUCGAGAACCGUAUCGCGACUGAGCAAGAGAUUCCGAACAUUGUGGCAUGGCUAGCCUCGCCUGCGUCGAGUUGGGUUACUGGUCAAUGCAUUAAUGCUACUGGAGGUUUCCAGAUGAUUUAA